AUGGCAGAACAAAGUGUUGUCGUCGAUGAGCCUAUUCUCGACGAUGAUUUUGAAGGUGUCCUGGCAGAAAUUACGGAGAUGGAGCAAAACCACGAAAGGAACAAACUUAUUGGAAUGAGAGAAGUCUUCCCGCAACUUUCGGAGGCGACGAUUCGUGAACACUUGCAUUUGGAUGAAGAGCCACUUUUCCUUCGUUUAAACGAACUUGCUAAAUCGAUAACGCCAAAAGUCGAGCCAGCAAACGACAAUAGCAAGAUCGCCCCAAAGUCAUCUUAUACAGCUGCUGGACAAGUCAUCAACCCAGAAGAGAUUCAAAGAGAAAUGCUGAAAGAAAAGCUAUUGUCAAAAUUGCGUGCUUUGGAGAAAAAAGAGAAGUCUGAAGAGGAAGUGCAACGUACGACAAUGGAAGAGACGAAAAUCAGCAUGUUCCUACGUGAUGCUUUUCCCACGAUCCGGCAAUGUGCUAUCAAUGAGGUAAUGCAGAAACGCGGUUUCUACCAAUGCAUCAUCAUCCUUCGACUCGUUGAAAUGGGGUACACGGAUGAUUUGCGAAAACAGAAAUUCAUCAUUCCCAAUAAGCUUCAAAUGGAAUCCGAAUCUAAUGCGAUGCGAAUGAAAGAGGCAAACGAAAAGCACAAUAUCCAGCUCCCACAGAUGGCCAUUGAGAAAUGGACCAAGUACGAAUCAAUGAUAAAUGCUGAUUUUUUAACCGCAGUUUUGGCUCUUACGCAAUUUGAAUGCCCGAUUUGCCUUGUUACAAACGCUGACAACGAUGGUAUUUUUUGCAGAAAUUUCGACUCGAAUGACAAGGAAUAUACUGCACAUCUUUUCUGCAAGGAUUGCGUGAAACAACAUGCGAUGACUUCGGUGAACGAAAUGACAAUGGGCCCUGGUGGUUCCCAAAUUGAACCAUUGCUUAACGCGGACGAGAGAAAGCUCUUUGAUAAGCGAGCCACGGAGGCCGCGCUUGCUGCCGUAAAAAUUGAGAACAUCGCACAUUGUAAACGCUGUCUAUUUGCCGCAAUCGUCGAAGAUCCAGAGAAACAACGGCGAUUUUUCUGCCUCAACCCUCAAUGCAACUACAAAUAUUGCCGACUUUGUGGCAAGGACUACGAUGAGAAGCAUGAGGGUCGUGCAUGCGAGGAUGUGAUGACAGCUAAACCCAUCAUUUUUGCAUCAAUAAGCACGGGUAAUUCUCUUAAGAGAGGCUAUUUCAUUGGAUCCAUCACGACCGAGGUGUAUUUGUUGGGAGAUGCCCUUCGCGAAGCGUCGACAGUGGAAGUUGAAUUGCCCUUGAAGAUCGUCUUCCGUGGUCGCCGCAAAUUCCACGUGCUCAAGAAACGGAAAGUCGACGGGGAUUUGAAUCUAUGGCAUAUCGACAACGCUGAACUUGGACCGUGGUUCUCAACACUGGAAAGCCUCAUCGAGUUCUACACGACGAACAAAAGUCACCUCAACUCGAUCGAAACAGAGCGACAGCAG
Mesorhabditis belari is the source of this 1482-nucleotide messenger RNA. The record is from the annotation of a GenBank genome assembly. Lineage: Eukaryota; Metazoa; Nematoda; Chromadorea; Rhabditida; Rhabditidae.